Acanthopagrus latus (yellowfin seabream) is the source of this 3241-nucleotide messenger RNA. RefSeq lists its product as uncharacterized. The transcript has 5 exons. NCBI's taxonomy places the organism in Eukaryota, Metazoa, Chordata, Actinopteri, Spariformes, Sparidae. Bases 331 to 1833 code for a protein of 500 amino acids. The record is from RefSeq and is a predicted model, not a curated record.
CCUCAAUUUUGCAUAUAAAUUUUACUCUGUAUUCCAAGUAAUAUUCACUAAACUACUCCAUUAACUUUAUUAGUUGAAAUGUGCAAGUAAAAUGUACUUGGGUGAUAUCAGUGAACCUGGCAACCUCCCUUGCACUCGGUGUGUGACGUCAGGCCGUUCGUUGCAUGUUGUGCUGUUGAGUGCCUCUGCCCUCGCACAUGUGGACACCUGAGACCGUGGAUCAGCAGUGGGAUUUUAGUCGACAUGGGACCGCGGAGAACCUAAGGUCAUUUGCUCAUCACUUUGCAAUUUCCAGUCCACAGCUGAGAUAAGCACCUUCCUCAUCUUGAUAUGGCAUCCCCAGUGAGACUGCGGAUCAUCGUUUGCGAGGAUGACAUCCGCAAACUGAUUCUUCCUUCAGGCAUCCCGGCCACAGUUCAGGCUCUCACUGAUGUUAUUCAAGAGACGUUUCACAUUACAGAAUCAUUCACUGUAAUGUAUCAGGACGUGGAUUUCGAUAACCAGUUUUUUACUUUGACCUCAAUUGAGGAAGUACACGAUAAGGCUACCCUGAAACUUGUAAUGACUGAACCAGUAGUCUUAACUAUCAGUCCUGUGGAUUUGUCAGACAUAGAAUCCCCAGUACCACAGUCUUCAGAUGCAAGCUCUGGCCACUCAUCUGGAUCACAGGACACAAUCCUGCUUUCACCAGAAGAUGAAAGUGGAACAUCUUUCAGGUCUAAGCCAUGGCCAAGUAAGUUUGAAAUACCGCCCUUUUCUUAUGAUGUUGACCUUGUACUGGAAGCUGGAAACAAGGAUUAUGAAAAGGAAGGCACACUGUUGAACAACCCAAGAGUAACAAGUAGCAUACUUGAGAAGCUAUCAGAGACAAUAUUUAGCUUCACAGCAUACCCAACUGGUGUCCAGAUUUUAGCUGUUGCUGAAGCUUUGGUAGAAAAGUACCCGUGCCUCAAAGAGCCAGGGUCUUUUAAUGGCUUAUAUGGCUGGCAACAGAGGAUCAAGUAUAAAAUGGGCAAUUACCGGGCAAAGUUAAGAGGCCGCCAGCUAGCCAUUCCAGAACUGGAGGUUAACACACUGAAGAAACGAUGCAUCAAUGAAGAGGGUUCACCAAAAGGCAUCAAAAGGGCGAAGAAAGCUGAAGUGAAUUACCUGCCACCACUGCCAUUAGGAGAGACAGAGGAAACUUUAGAGAAUGAGAGACUAGAUCUGCUCAAGGAAAUAAAGAAGAAGAACAACGGGAAGAUAAUCAAUGAGAAAAUGGAGAAGUCUUUCGCUCUCAGAAGAAAAGAGGUUGUCAAUGACUGCCCCACAGUCCAAGACCUCAUGGAACGAUGGCCUGGUCUGUUCAGUCAAACUCAGAUCAAAGAAGAGUUCAAACGAAUAACCACAGUUCAUCUGGAGCAAACGUUUUUGUCCAAACUGGACAGGCACACCACCAAACUUGUGGAGAUAUUUAGGAAGAAAGGCGGGAUUGCAGGAACAAAGAUAAGACCGAUGUUGGACUCACUAAGUGAGGAUGUCAGCCAAGAGGCAGUGAAGGAGGACUGCAGUCAACACUUGAUGAAAGUCAUCGUCAUCUGUCAGAACCUGGAACAGGAAAGCCAAGACCUCAGCUAUGUGUCUGUAGUCAUAGAGGGGAAAGAGGUGUUGGAGGACUGCAGGAGUGUGGCAAAUGCUUGUCUGCUCCUCAUGGGUGUCAUUUAUGCAGUCAAUCUGAGUUACCCACUGAAACUCAAAUACACAUUUGAGGUAUUUCAGAAAAUGCUUCUUGAGCUCGAUGCUCUCAAAAUGUCUUCAAAGGUCCAGGCUCUCCACAGGAAACUACUAGCAUGAGUGUGUUGAAUGCUGCAGUGUUUUGAAUCCAUGUGCCCAUGCACAGGAAAGGUUUUUAGUUCUUGUUCUUCUCACAUUUCCUUCUGUGAUCACAGCGAUCCAGUGUUAGUAGACAGUUGAUUCAGUUGCUGUUGUUGCAGUGAUACCUCUUCUCUGUUCUGAGGUUUAAAAGAAAGGAAUACCCUACAUAUGGGAAAUUGCCAAGGUCUGCGUGCGUGUGCGUGUGUCAUUUCUGAAAGUCAUUUCUUCCCCGAUUUUUAGAAAUCUGUGAAUAUUUGGAAGAAAGUGUCAUCAGCAGCAGGUCAUGUUUUCUUUUAAGAGGAUAUUCACACUAAUUCUCCAUUGAGUGUGUGGGAGGAUUCCUCACCUGCAAUACAAAGGCUGUGUUUAUUAGAUUUUAAAGGAUGUUCACUGUUUCUCACUGUUUCUCAGCCCUAUUGUGUGUGGACAGGAGUGUGCGUACAUGUGCAUGCGUGCAUGAGUGGGUGUCUGUCUGUAAUGAGACAGAAGUGUGUGUGUGUUUUCAAUCUUUGUUCAUGUACACCAAAGGAAGGUUAUGAUGUUAUGUAGACAUACAUAUAUGUCAGUGCAAAUUGGAAAAUAAAAUGUCCAUUUGAAAAAUUGAAAAUGUUUAUUUAUUCACUUCACAGAAAUGGCAACAAAUUUAUUGUGGUAAUGUGAAGUCAUAAAUUAAAUUUAAUUCAAGUAAAUAUUACUUAAUCAUUUCAUAGAAUUAAACAAAGAAAAGCUUAGUUAAAUAAGAGUAAGAACCACCUGAAAUAUUUAACUGGAUUUUGCAAUUAAAAUGCAAUGGUAAUUUAGUAAAAUUUACUUCCAAUAGGUGAGUUCUGCUUGUGAGAUUUACUAAAAAUUACAAGGGAUUUCCGUGUGGAAAAACUUGCCUAGCUUUUUUUAAGUAAAUGUCACUCCAAAUUUUUUUCAGUGUAGUUAAAAAUAGUUUGAGUAACUGAUUCAAUGUUAAUGAAAGCAAUUAUUUGACCCCACCUGAAUUUGUAUUCCAUAGAGACAUUCAUUAGUGUGAAUGCUGACUCAGCAUUCAUUAGUGCCAAUGUUCUUCUGGAAUUAAAUUCUAACUUGCAAAGGUGUUGAACAGUCAGUCAUCUUGAUCAUUUGUUCAGCUGUAGGCAUAAAGACAAUACGGAUUCUCCAUUUAUUAUCAUGUUGUCAUAUUGCACCAGUCAAUGAAAUGUGGUCUCCAUAAAGACGUAAUAUCAACACAUUUAUUGUUUCAUUUAAAAUGUCAAUAAUGUGCAACUGUAUAGGCUGUGAGCUGCCAACAGGAAGUUUUCAUGAUAUCUUAAGAGGAACAGUUUAAUACAUGAAUGUUAACUAAGACACUGUGUUACUGCUGGAACUCACAAACACAAACACUUGGAGCUCUAACUCU